Messenger RNA from Cavenderia fasciculata, 7779 nucleotides. RefSeq lists its product as uncharacterized. The coding region runs from base 1 to 7779 and encodes 2592 amino acids. NCBI's taxonomy places the organism in Eukaryota, Evosea, Eumycetozoa, Acytosteliales, Cavenderiaceae. The record is from RefSeq and is a predicted model, not a curated record. The transcript is spliced from 11 exons. Gene Ontology annotation, molecular function: protein binding.
AUGAAUGAUGUACAAAGACAAAGAUAUAAUAGACAUAGAGGUCUAUUAACUGAUACAGAUGAAUCUAGGGAGCGGAGAAAUGACCGUUUGAAACAACACCGAACUCAAACCAAACUAUCUACAAUCAUGUCUGCAAGAGGCUUGUUGAUCAAUCCACUAGAGUUUCAAGUCAUAGAGAAUAAUAAUAAUAAUAAUAAUAAUAACAAUGGUCAAGAUAGAUUGAUUGGUGAUGAUACCAACAACGCUACUCGAGUUAGUGGUGGUGUAUUGUCAGUAUUGGAAAAUGAUGAUGGUCAAAAGAGAACUCUAUUAAUUCAAAAUACAAUUAAUUGGAUUAAAUUUGAACAUAAUGCAGGUAAUACAAAAGGAGCAAUUGAAAGAUUAAGAUAUCUUUUAUCAUUUCCAUUUGAUUCAGUGUUGCAUUUGAAUAUUAAUACAAACAAUGAUCAAUGGUUUGAAGGAUUGGUCAUAAAGAUGGUGUGUCAAGAUGAACAUAUUCUAUUAUUCAUGUUUCAGUGUAUUGCUAAUCAUUCAGCUUGCGACGAGUCGAUUACUUUAGAAGCAUGUUGGUGUAUAACCAAUUUAGCUGCAUCAUCAAAUGAGAUGGUCGUAUCGAAAAUGUUGUCAGCAUCUCCUUACCUCAUUCAAUACCUUACUUGUAGGAAUGCAUUGCUACAAGAACAAAGUAUGUGGGCACUUGGAAACCUAGCAAAAGAAAGUACAAACAAUCGAGAUAUUCUAUGUUCACAAGGAAUUAUUCCUCCUCUAUUACAUAUAUUUAAUAAUUUAAAUUCAAAAAACUCACAAUUUAUAGUAACAUGUUGUUUUACAAUUCAUGCAAUAUUAUUUCCUGGUAAACUAAAUAAUUCAACAUUGACAGAUCGUAUCAAACAAAUAGAUGUAGUAGUGUUGGAGACAUUACUUAAAAAUAAUCUAAUCGAUGGUAUACAAAAACAUUUAGUGUCAUCAUCUAUAGACAAUGAAGCCAAAAGAGAAUUAUUAUGGUUAGUUUGUGAUUUGGCUUCACUUCCAAUGGUUCACGUAUUCUUUGAUUCAAUUUAUAUUAAAUUGAUUGAAGGAAUUAAUAUAAUUUAUAAUGUUUUAAAUACUGCUGCUGCUGCUGCUGAUACAUUUGAUGAAUCUGAAUAUGGAUUAAUAUUUUUAUAUUAUAUUAGGACAUUGGGACACUUGUAUUCAAAUGAAAAAUUGGCAUUUCAUCUUUUAAAUACAAUGGAGCAUAUAUUAUCACUUUCAAAAUCACCUCAAAUUAUAAAAGAAACUAUUUAUUUAUUAAGUAAUAUUACUAGUUUGGAUUAUAAAACAAUUGGUCCACUUGCGCAACACGAACAACAACCAUCAUCAUUUUCACGUAUUUUUAUCAAUAAUGGAUGCGUUCCUAUACUCUUUCAAUCCUAUUUUCGACAUCCACCUUCGAUCCAAUGUCAACUGUUGUAUCUCUACAAUAAUCUAUAUUGUGAACAAUCUUUUGACAGUAUUUUUGUAGAUUGGUUUGGUUCCAUUCCAGAUACUUUCAGUGAAGUAAUGUUCGUGCACAUCGAAGGGGCGAUCGCCUUCCGAAAAGGUUUUCUUCAAUCUUUUGCUUGGGCGGGUGUCAUUUGGAGUAGUAACAAACAUUUGUAUUCAGAUUCAGAUGGUCAAACAUUUUCCACUUCAGAGGCUGCAAGAAAGGCUUGUGAAAAUACAUAUUAUUCACAUGAUGGAAUAAUUGAAUGGGGGUAUUUAGCAACCAUUACAUCUCAAGCAGAAAUGACCUUUGUAUUAUCAAAUAUUGUAUCUGGUACUAGUGCUUGGAUCAGUGGCUCUGACGAUAAGGAACAAGGUAUUUGGAGAUAUAAUACUGGACCGGAGAUCGGAGAAUACUACUAUGACGUUUUCAAUGAAAAAUGUUAUACCUAUUGUCCAAUGAACGAUGCUGCCUUUUCCUUUGCCGAUGGCAAUGGUUUGGUUGUCAGUACAGCAGGUCUAAUUACCAACAAGGGAUCUGGUACAUUGUACAAGGUGGUUUGUGAAUUUGGAGGUCUUGAAUCCAAAAACGUACCUCGUUUAACACCCAUCUCUCAGCCAACCCAAGGUGGGUAUGUAUUGAUCGAAGCCCUUUCCAAUGGAUUCAAUACCACACCUGCAACAGUGACCAUUGCACCUGCUGGUGACACUAUCUACUACAGUCCAUCGGUUAGAACCUAUCCUACGUUGGUCGAGGCAUAUGUCAAGCCUGGUAACGGCGGUCCUAUGACUAUUGCCAUUACUAGUGGUGCCACAACCAUCUCUCUGCCAUCAGCCUUCCAGCCACCACAUCUUAGGGCUGUCUACCCAGUGUUUACAGCUGGUCAGCUCGUCACAUUGGUCGGUAACAACUUUGGUAUGACUGCCUCUUGGCUCACUGUCACUAUUGGUACAGCCAACACUGCCUGUAACAGCAUAGUCAUACUCGAAGCACACAACAUGUUUACAUGUACGCUCACAGCCACUCUUGGCACCAACAAAUUCCUCCCCGUCACCAUUACUCUUGGUGGGCACACCAAAAAGUUCUUCCAUCCCGCUCUCUACUAUCCCUCCUCUGGUUACUUUGUCAAGGCGUUCUCUGUUCCAAUGAUUCCAGACAUUGCAUUCUUCCGUACCACCGACCGAUUCCAGUUGUACGGCCAAAUUGGCAGAGUUACCUCGGUUACAAGCACAGCCUUGAGAACAUUCCUCCAAAACACACUCGCCAGUACCAUCACCUGGAAACUAUGGCAAAACUACUUUGCAACAGACAAUACCUUGGUCACUCUUGUCGGCACGUCGGUUGGUGCAUUUGCAAGUGACGUAGGUUACUACUCUUCAAAUGUUCCAGAUGCAACGGCCGAUGGAUGUAAAAGAUUCCUUUUUACUCUAUCCACAAGUGUAACUAGUAUUGCCAAUCAAGCAGAUGAAGGUUAUCUUUUAUUAGCUUUUAAUAAUAAUCCAACAUUUAUUAAAAGUGAUAGAUUAGAUUCAUUUGAAACAUCAUAUAAUUGUCCAACAUCUGGAUGUUCGAUUGCAUUCCCAAUGACCAACUAUGGUUUGUGGAAUAGUGAGAUUGUAUUUACUGCCAUGGGAGUAAAUAUCACUGAUUUCAAACAGAAUGGUGAUCGAUUCUUUGUUACUCUACCACCUGGAUACGGUAACACUAGACUCAGAGCAAUUAUUGAUAAUCGUAAUCCCUUUAAUUCGUUGCCAAUCAGCUAUGAUCCUCCAACAAUUGAUACUGUAGUGAUUGACUCUGGAUAUGCUACCAUCACUGGUAAUAAUUUCUAUUCAAGCUCAUCUCUUGUAUCUGUCACUGUAGGUGCCGCCGCUUGCACAUCCCCAUCGUUUUUAACCCCACACACCGUCAUUCAAUGUGUUAUACCAGCCGAUCCAACCCUUUCAACCUAUGUCACCAUUGCUGGUACACAAUCCAACUCUGUGACACCAACUCUUGCUGCACCAAAAGUAACAUCGGUAUCAUCUGCAGUCUCUAUUUUCGGUGGAUUGAUUACCAUUAAUGGUUUCAAUUUCUAUUCAACUGCAUCAGCUGUAUCUGUUACAGUUGGUGGAAUUGCUUGUUCAUCAGUCUCCAUUGUCGUCGCCAAUACUCAAAUCUCUUGUAUUGCACCAGCUUCAUCAGGUUCAAAGGCUGUUGUCGUCACAGUAUCUACUCGUGUAUCCAACUCUGACGUCCUUGCUGUCUAUCAACCACCUACCAUUUCAUCGGUCACUCAAACUGCAUCGAAUACUAUUUCAAUUGCCGGAAGUGGGUUUGGAACUACUGCAUCUGUUCUAUCAAUCACUCUUGGAGCAUCGACCAUUUCCAAUACACUUUGUACAGCUGCCAGCACAUCUGUUAUUUGUUCGAGUCUCCCAACCACAUUGAUCAAUGGAUUAAUUUCAAUUUCUGGAUCCAAUCAAAUUGCAUUUAAAUUUACACCAACUGUCACCACCAAUACACUUUCAACAACACCACAAAGUACCAUCACAAUCAAUGGUAAUCACUUUGAUUCACUCACACCAACAUUUGGAGGAUCAUCAAUCACAUGCACUGGUACCUAUACUCAAUUAGUUUGUACAUUCCUACCAAACUCAGUGUCGGGAACAUUAAAUCUCUCACCAUCAGUAUCAACAUUGGUUACAUUUGAUCCAUUUGUACAAUCAAUGAAUCCAUCAACUGUUCCAACAAGUGGUUCGACGGUUAUUGUUCAAGGUGGACAUUUUGAAAACCACUCUGGUUAUACACUCUCAGUACUACUUGGAGGAUCAACUCCACUGACAUUCACCAAACUCGAUCUUGAUUUAUUGUCAGUUGUAAUCCCUGCUGGAUAUGGUAACUCAAAGUACAUCAAUGUCCAAGUAAAUUCAAAGAUUUCAGCACCAAACUUUUCAUUUGGCUAUGCCACUCCAUCGAUCAGCACUGUCUUUGUUGAAGAAGGGUAUGUCACCAUCACUGGUUCCAAUUUCUUUACCAGCUCCUCUCUUGUAUCUGUCACUGUUGGUGCUGCAGCCUGCACAUCACCUACCAUUUUGACUGCUCACACUGUCAUCCGUUGUGUUGCUCCAGCCAAUCCAAGUCUAUCAACCUAUGUCACCGUCUCUGGUACACAAUCCAACUCUGUUACACCAACUCUUGCUGCACCAAAGGUAACUUCGGCUACCCUUGUUCCAUUCUUUGGUGGGCUAGUGACUAUAAGUGGUACAAAUUUCUAUGGUACCUCAUCGUCUGUUUCAGUUACUGUCGGAGGUAUUGCAUGCACGUCAGUCUCUAUUGUCACCGUCAAUACCCAAAUCUCAUGUACUGUACCAGCUUCAUCGGGUUCUAAAGCAAUCAUUGUCACUGCAUUUGGUUUGACUUCAAACUCUGAUUCAUCUGUCGUUUAUCAACCACCAACCAUUUCAUCGGUCACCCAAACUGCAGCAAAUACCAUUUCAAUUGCCGGAAGUGGGUUUGGAACUACUGCAUCAGCUCUAUCAAUCACUCUUGGAGCAUUGACCAUUUCCAAUACCCUUUGUACAGCCGCUAGUACAUCUGUUAUUUGUUCAAACCUUCCAACCACAUUGGUUAAUGGGUUGGUUUCAAUUUCUGGUUCAAAUCAAAUUGCAUUUAAAUUUACACCAACUAUCACCACCAGCACACUCUCUGUCACACCACAAAGUACCAUCACUAUCAAUGGUAAUCACUUUGAUGGACUUGUACCAACCUUUGGUGUACCAAUUUCAUGCACUGGUACCUACACUCAACUAGUUUGUACUUUUACGGCAUCGGCUGUUUCAGGACCACUGUAUGUGACACCAACACAAUCAAUCAAUGUUGUGUUCUCACCAUAUGUCACAUCUAUCACCCCUGCUGGUCCAGUCACCACAAGUGGAUCAACUGUAACGAUUCAAGGCGGACACUUUGAAAAUCACUCUGGAUACACCCUUUCAGUGUUGGUUGGAGGAUCGGCUCUUUCAUCAUUUACCAAACUCGAUAUUGGAACAUUGGUUGUUCAAAUUCCAGCUGGAUACGGCACAUCCAAGAUCAUCAACGUUCAAGUAAACUCUAUUGUAUCACCAAACUUUUCGUUCAACUAUGCCUCGCCAACCAUUAUCAGUGUUGUUGUCGAUCAAGGUUUCUCUACCAUUACAGGUACCAACUUUUACUCUGAUUCUGCAAUUAUUGCUGUCACUGUAGGAGCUGCCGCUUGCACAUCUCCAACAUUCUUGACCGCCCACACUACCAUUCUUUGUGUCGCUCCAACAGACCCAACCCUUUCAACCAAUGUUAAAGUUUCUGGUACUCAAUCCAACUCUGUGACACCAACUCUUGCAGCACCAAAAGUAACAUCAGUAUCAUCGACAGUCUCUAUUUUCGGUGGAUUGAUUACCAUUAAUGGUUUCAAUUUCUAUUCAACUGCAUCAGCUGUAUCUGUUAAAGUUGGUGGAAUUGCUUGUUCAUCAGUCUCCAUUGUCGUUGCCAAUACCCAAAUCUCUUGUGUUGCACCAGCUUCAUCAGGUUCAAAGGCUGUUGUCGUCACAGUAUCUACUCGUGUAUCCAACUCUGACGUCCUUGCUGUCUAUCAACCACCUACCAUUUCAUCGGUCACUCAAACUGCAGCAAAUACCAUUUCAAUUGCCGGAAGUGGGUUUGGAACUACUGCAUCAGCUCUAUCGAUCACUCUUGGAGCAUCGACCAUUUCAAAUACACUUUGUACAGCUGCCAGCACAUCUGUUAUUUGUUCGAGUCUCCCAACCACAUUGAUCAAUGGAUUAGUUUCAAUUUCUGGUUCAAAUCAAAUCGCAUUUAAAUUUACACCAAUCAUCACAACCAGCACACUUUCAACAACACCACAAAGUACGAUCACUAUCAAUGGUAAUCACUUUGAUUCACUCACACCAACAUUUGGAGGAUCAUCAAUCACAUGCACUGGUACCUAUACUCAACUAGUUUGUACAUUCUUACCAAAUUCAGUAUCAGGAACAUUAAAUCUCUCACCAUCAGUAUCAACAUUGGUUACAUUUGAUCCAUUUGUACAAUCAAUUAAUCCAUCUGGUACCAUUCCAACAAGUGGGUCAACGGUUAUUGUUCAAGGUGGACAUUUUGAAAACCAUUCUGGUUACACACUCUCGGUAUUACUUGGAGGAUCAACUCCAUUGACAUUUACCAAACUCGAUCUUGAUUCAUUAUCGGUUCAAAUUCCACCAGGAACUGGAACAAAUUUUUAUUUUGUUGUUCAAGUAAACGCCAAGAUUUCAUCACAAGUUGUAUUUAGUUAUUCACUUCCAUCGAUCUCCUAUACCAAGACCUCUGGUAAUCAACUAACCAUUGUUGGAUCAAACUUUGGAAGCCAACUCUCAAUCUCACUUGACAUUGGUAGUAGUACUGCAUCAGUGUCUACUGUCAAUCACAACACCAUUGUAACAACCAUUCCAAACAAUGCACAACAAACUGAUCAAAUAUUGCUUACGGUUGGGGGCCAAUCCACCACCUACUCGUCGGGUAUAACUCUUCACCCCUCGAUCAUUAGUGUUUCUUCCGUUAGAACUUCUGGUGGAGUUAUCACCAUCACUGCUGCCUAUGCCCCUGUAUCGGCCAUUCCACAAUUUUACCUUUUAGGUAGCACCAACACACCUGCCGUGGCAAUUACUUCGACUCAUCCCUACAAGUUUACUUUGACUGCACCAGCUGGGUGUGCCGACCGAUUGGUUUCCCUUUCACUCGGAUCAAGCCCAAUCUCUAGUGUUGGAACCAUCAACUACUUGCAACCAUCCAUCACAUCAGUAUCCAAUCCACCCUUUCAAAGUAUUGCCCCCAUCACCAUCACUGGUGUCAAUUUGCCAGCAAGUGGUAUAUCAUUUAUCUAUGUAUCCGAUAUAAGAUACAUGUGUACCAACAUUCAAUACGUAGGUGAUACUACCAUCACCUGCUCUUUUGAUGGAUUAAACUUGCAUCCUCCCUACCAAACCAUCAGUCCAGUAUACGGUGAUCCACCUAUGACCAUAUAUAUGGUUGGAGCAUGCUCCACAAUCUCUGCCAAUGUGUUCAAGUACCAACCCAUUGCCAUUACCACGGUCAUUCCAAUGUACAACUCCAUCGAGAUUAAAGGUACUGGAUUCAUAUUCAAGGUUACUGGACCAGUUGUCAUGAUAGACAGUCCUACCUCUACACCAUUGACUGGUUGCUCCUAUACCACUACUACUGUUACAUGUGAUAUGACCUACCAAUUAUAUCCCCCUUAUGUAAUCUACCUUGAAGGUGGUCCAUACAGAGCUAUUUAUGAAAAUUAA